Molecule: messenger RNA, 1848 nt
Organism: Lipotes vexillifer (Yangtze River dolphin)
Lineage: Eukaryota; Metazoa; Chordata; Mammalia; Artiodactyla; Lipotidae
Gene: NCAPH2
Product: non-SMC condensin II complex subunit H2
Biological process (GO): mitotic sister chromatid separation; meiotic chromosome condensation
Cellular component (GO): condensin complex; nucleus
Molecular function (GO): chromatin binding
Source: RefSeq, a predicted model, not a curated record
AUGGAGGACGUGGAGGCGCGCUUCGCUCACCUCCUGCAGCCCAUCCGCGACCUCACCAAGAACUGGGAGGUGGAUGUGGCGGCCCAGCUGGGCGAAUAUCUGGAGGAGCUGGACCAGAUCUGCAUUUCUUUUGACGAAGGCAAAACCACAAUGAACUUCAUUGAGGCAGCACUGCUGAUCCAGGGCUCCGCUUGUGUCUACAGUAAGAAGGUGGAAUAUCUCUACUCGCUGGUCUACCAGGCUCUUGAUUUCAUCUCUGGCAAGAAGCGGGCCAAGCAGCUCUCCUGUGAGCGGGAAGACGGGCCCAUUGGGGAUGCCGGCUCCAGGGCCCCCCAGGAAGUGGAGUAUGAGUUCCUGUCAUUGGACGACCUCUCGGAUUCCCGUGCUAACGUGGAUCUGAGGAGUGACCAGGCCCCCAGUGAGACCCUCAUCGUGCCCCUGCUGCCCAUGGCCCUGGUAGCCCCUGAUGAGAUGGAGAAGCAUAAUAACCCCCUGUACAGCUGUCAGGGGGAGGUCCUGGCCAGCCGGAAGGAUUUUAGGAUGAAUACGUGCACCCCCCACCCCAGAGGAGCCUUCAUGUUGGAGCCGGUGGGCAUGUCCCCCACGGAGGCACUGCUGCCGAGGAACCAGAAGGAGGCCUCUGGGAGGGCUGAGGAGCAGCCAGUGGAAGUCUCUGUGCGCAGGAGUCCAGUCCCGCUGCUCAGAGCCUCCCAGGAGCCAGGCACCACUCCAGAAGGCCCAGUGCCCGGAGGUGGGGGUGAGGAAGAGGAUACAGAGUGGGCAGCAGAGCCCCCCGAGGCCUCAGCCCCUGAGGUCCCGAUGGAGCCGCAGGAGCCCAGGAGCCCAGAGCAGAGUGCGGCCCAGCCCAGGAGGUGUGCGCUACGGGAGCGAAGGGAGGCCCUGGAGCCUGCGUCCCGGCUGCAGGAGACCCCAGACCCCUGGCAGGGCCUGGACCCCUUCGACUCCCUGGACUCUAAGCCCUUCAGGAAAGGUAGGCCCUACUCUGUGCCCCCCUGUGUGGAGGAGGCUCCAGGACAGAAGCGUAAGAGGAAGGGUGCUGUCAAGCUGCAGGACUUCCACCAGUGGUACCUGGCUGCCUAUGCUGACCAUGCUGACAGCAGGAGGCCCCGGCGAAAGGGCCCUUCCUUUGCAGACAUGGAGGUCCUGUACUGGAGACACGUGAGGGAGCAGCUGGAGACCCUCCGGAAGCUGCGGAGGAGGGAGGCGGCUGAGCGGUGGCUGCCGAGGGCUCAGGAGGAACCGUGGCCCGCGGAGGAGGACCGGCUGGAAGACUCCCUGGAGGAUCUGGGAGCGGCAGGUGACUUUCUAGAGCCCGAGGAGUACGCAGAGCCUGAGGGGGCCGAGCCUGGGGAAGACGCAGACCUGGAGGCGGAAGCCAUGCCGGCCUCCCUAAGCUACGAGGAGCUGGUCCGAAGGAACGUGGAGCUCUUCAUCGCCACCUCGCAGAAGUUCGUCCAGGAGACAGAGCUGAGCCAGCGCAUCAGGGACUGGGAGGACGUCAUCCAGCCCCUGCUCCAGGAGCAGGAGCAGCAUGUGCCCUUUGACAUCCACACUUACGGGGACCAGGUAGUCUCAAGGUUCAGCCAACUCAACCAGUGGUGUCCCUUUGCGGAGUUGGUGGCUGGCCAGCCUGCCUUCGAGGUGUGUCGUUCCAUGCUGGCCUCCCUGCAGCUGGCUAAUGACUACACAGUGGAGAUCACCCAGCAGCCUGGGCUAGAGGCGGCGGUGGAUACCAUGUCCCUGAGACUGCUCACGUACCAGCGGGCCCACAAGCGCUUCCAGACCUAUGCUGCCCCCUCCAUGGUCGCCCUGAGUGGGGAGCACUGA